CUUCUUUGCCCCAUCAAGAGUUGCUUCUCAGGUGGAAGAAGGGUGUGGCCCCAAGUUUUUACCUGGGAGCAAUGAUGAUCUUGUCGAGCAAUGAUGAUCUUGUCAAGCAUUUCAGCGAGACCAGCCCAAGUUUUUAGGGUGGGGAUCCAGACUGGUUAUACGUACCUUCAGUACUUCUCCCAGAGGAAGGCAGAAACACCUCAAAGCCUGCAUGUAAGAACAUCUACUGAGAAAUUAUUUUAAUCAGACACCAGCUGAGUGGGAGAAAGAAAAAGAACAGAGAACAAACAAAACUCCCUUGGUCUUGGAUGUAAGAGAAUCCAGCAGAGAUGGACUGGAGUUUCUUCAGAAUAGCUGCAGUGCUGUUCAUUUUUCUGGUGGUGGUAGAAGUUAACAGUGAAUUCCGAGUCCAGGUAAGAGAUUAUAACACUAAAAAUGGCACCAUCAAGUGGCAUUCAAUCCGAAGGCAGAAACGUGAAUGGAUCAAGUUCGCGGCGGCCUGUCGUGAAGGUGAAGACAACUCAAAGAGAAACCCAAUCGCCAAAAUUCACUCAGAUUGUGCUGCAAACCAGCAAGUUACCUACCGCAUCUCUGGAGUAGGAAUUGAUCAACCACCAUAUGGAAUCUUUGUCAUUAAUCAAAAAACUGGUGAAAUUAAUAUAACAUCCAUAGUUGAUCGAGAGGUCACUCCUUUCUUCAUUAUCUACUGCCGAGCUCUGAACUCAAUGGGCCAAGAUUUAGAGAGGCCUCUAGAGCUCAGAGUCCGGGUUUUGGAUAUAAAUGACAACCCUCCAGUAUUUUCAAUGUCUACAUUUGUAGGACAAAUAGAAGAAAAUUCUAAUGCAAAUACGCUGGUGAUGAUACUCAAUGCUACUGAUGCAGAUGAACCAAACAAUUUGAACUCAAAAAUAGCCUUCAAGAUUAUAAGACAAGAACCCUCAGAUGCACCAAUGUUUAUUAUCAACAGAUAUACUGGAGAAAUUCGAACAAUGAAUAAUUUUCUAGACAGAGAGCAAUACGGCCAGUAUUCUCUUGCUGUAAGAGGCUCUGACAGAGAUGGUGGGGCAGAUGGCAUGUCAGCAGAGUGUGAGUGCAACAUUAAAAUCCUCGAUGUCAAUGACAACAUCCCUUACAUGGAUCUGCCUCAAAAUUCCAUAGAAAUUGAAGAAAAUACUCUAUAUACAAAUUUGAUGCAGCUUACAGUAAUUGACUUGGAUGAAGAGUUCUCAGCUAACUGGAUGGCAGUAAUUUUCUUUAUCUCUGGAAAUGAAGGAAAUUGGUUUGACAUAGAAAUGAAUGAAAGAACAAAUGUGGGAAUUUUAAAGGUUGUUAAGCCCUUAGAUUAUGAAGCUGUGAAGAAUCUGCAACUCAGUAUUGGCGUCAGAAACAAAGCUGAAUUUCAUCAUUCAAUUAUGUCUCAAUAUAAACUGACAGCAACUGCAGUUUCUGUGACUGUGAGAAAUCAACGUGAAGGCUCAGUGUUUCGUCCUGGUUCAAAGACAUAUAUAGUAACUGGUAACAUGGGAGCAAACUCUAACGUGGGAGACUUUAUAGCUACGGACCAGGACACAGGUGAACGUUCAACAACUGCUAGAUAUGUAAUGGGAAAUAAUCCAGCUGACCUGCUAGCUGUUGACUCAAGAACAGGCAUAAUCACUUUGAAAAAUAAAAUUACCAAGGAACAAUAUAAUAUGCUUGGGGGAAAAUACCAAGGAACAAUUCUCGCUAUAGAUGAUGAUCUUCAAAGAACUUGCACUGGUACAAUAAAUAUUAACAUGCAAGAUUUUGAUUUCAACGGUGGUGAUACUACUACAGAUACGGAGAGUAAUACAAAUGACAAUACAGAUACGAACACUGGGAGUAGUACCAAUAAUAGCAGAGAAGAAACUUCCACUCAGCAAGGUACCAGCACAAAUGUGGAAGGAAACUCUAACAGUGAAUCUUCUUCAUCAGUUUUCGCAGACAAUGUACAUUUUGGUCCUGCUGGCAUUGGACUACUCAUCAUGGGAUUCUUGGUCUUAGGAUUGGUCCCAUUUUUGAUGAUCUGUUGUGAUUGUGACGGUGCUGCUGCUCGUAGUGUAGGCGGCUUUGAGCCUGUUCCCGAAUGUUCAGAUGGCGCAAUGCAUGUAUGGUCAGAAGAAGGACCACAGUUCGAUCCUUCAAACACUGUCUGCGUACCAACAAUAUCUGGUGGUGCAAAUCUGAUUGAAUUCGUUGACAACUCAGGAGUUUAUACAAAUGAGUAUGGUGGCAGAGAAAUGCACGAUAUGGGAGGAGGAGGGAGAGUUGAACAAAGAGAGGAAGUUAACACAUCAGGAAUGCCUGAGACAUGUCAAGAAUACUGUGGAACAUUAAGAAGAAAUUCUAUGAGGGAAUGUAGAGAAGGAGGUCUGAAUAUGAAUUUCAUGGAAAGCUACUUCUGUCAGAAAGCAUAUGCUUAUGCAGAUGAAGAUGAAGGACGCCCAUCCAAUGACUGUUUGCUCAUAUAUGACAUCGAAGGUGUAGGUUCCCCUGCUGGUUCUGUGGGUUGUUGUAGCUUCAUUGGAGAAGACCUGGACGACAGCUUCUUGGAUACACUGGGGCCUAAAUUUAAGAAGUUGGCAGACAUCAGCCUGGGAAAAGAAAUUGAGUCAUAUCCAGACCCUGAUCCUUCUUGGCCACCCCAAAGCACUGAACCAGUUUGCCCUCUUCAGGAAACAGAGCCCAUUGUUAGUGGACACCCACCCAUCUCCCCACAUUUUGGCGCUACCACAGUAAUUUCUGAGAGCACCUAUCCCUCGGGACCUGGUGUACAGCAUCCUAAGCCUAUUCCCGAUCCUCUGGGCUAUGGUAAUGUCACUGUGACUGAGUCUUACGCCACCUCUGACACUCUGAAGCCCUCUGUGCAUGUUCACGAUAACCGACAAGCAUCAAACGUGGUGGUAACAGAGAGAGUGGUCGGCCCGAUCUCUGGUGUUGAUUUGCAUGGAAUGUUAGAGAUGCCUGACCUGCGAGAUGCGUCAAAUGUUAUAGUGACAGAAAGGGUAAUAGCACCAAGUUCUAGUCUACCCACCUCUCUGACUCUCCAUCAUCCUAGAGAGUCUUCAAAUGUGGUAGUGACAGAAAGAGUAAUCCAACCAACUUCCGGCAUGAUAGGUAGUCUGAGUAUGCACCCUGAGUUAGCCAAUGCCCACAAUGUGAUUGUCACAGAGAGGGUUGUUUCUGGCACUGGUGUAACUGGAAUCAGUGGCACCAGUGGGAUAAGUGGUGGCAUAGGGAGCAGUGGCCUGGUUGGCACCAGCAUGGGUGCUGGGGGCGGGGCCCUGAGUGGAGCUGGCAUAAGUGGUAGUGGCAUGGGCCUGAGCAGCUUGGGAGGGACAGCCACCAUUGGCCACAUGAGGAGCUCCUCUGACCAUCACUUUAACCAAACCAUUGGGUCUGCUUCCCCUAGCACAGCUCGAAGUCGAAUCACAAAGUACAGUACCGUGCAAUAUAGCAAGUAGUCAGGAUCCCAGCUCACUUUUUCGUAGUCAUUGUGAUUCAGAUCCAAUUCCCACCACCCAAAAACUAGCAAUGUGAUUUGUGAUGCACCACUUGGUGCUCAGAUCAUUGAGGACCAAGGUGAGAAACCACAAUGAGAAAAAUAAAUGGAAACAUUGCUACUAGGGAGAGCUCUCCUUAGCGUUUAUAAACUUUUUUGUUAUGUUAGGACUAAGGAACUAAAACUUGAGGCAGAGUCUUCUUUGGGCUUUUGUGGCCUGUAGUGUAUCUCCAGCCUGUAACUGGCCUUAUUACAGCAGUUGGCAUAAUUCUCCUUGCUCUGUUUUGCUUUGCCACAUAGCUUGGGCAAAAUUCGAAAAGAACUAAACAUGCAAAUGUGUUCAUGUCUGUGGGAAAAUCUAAAAUGUGUGCCAGGCACCCUGUCGGUUUCACAGAUAGCAUAAAUAAAAAUUCAACCACAGAUUUAUACAAGGGUUAACCAAUUUUUAUUUAAGUUUGGCAACAUAGCCAAGUCCACAGGCCAUCAAGCACUCCUACCUUAAUUACUGCACUAGAUAAAAUAAAUUUUAAAUUAGGAAAUAUUUUCUAGGAGGAAAAGUCCAUUAGAGAGUGGCAAUAGAAUGAGGUUUGUGCAGGGUAAACUAACAAUGCCUGACUCUGAAUCUUAAUUUGGGGCCUCAGUUAAAUCUCCUGCAGAGUCAAGGACUCUUCUGAUUCCAGUUUGUGUUUAGUGAUAGAUGUAAUCUUGAUGAAUAUUGCUUACUGGUGAAGUUGAGGAAUAUCACACUCGGCUUUUCUUUUACCACUGUGGUUUUGAUGUAAGAAAGCAAAAUUUGCUAAGUUAACUUCUCAAAUUGAAGCAAAUGAGGCCCAACAUGGUUGUCAUCACUAGUGGUAAAUGACCUUACAAGUAAGCAGAUGGGAACUGAAUUGUGUUUUCAGGUUUUGUUUUUAGUAUGUGAUAUUCAUUCAUAUCCAGCUCUUUAUUACAUAGCUCCAAUGUUAAAAUGAUUUACAUAGGCUGAGCUGUGGACAAAAUUGAAGAAGGAAAGAAGCUUGCAGUAGGCCUAAGCUUUGGGGAAAUUUUUUAAGGGGAUCUAAAAAAACGUUUUUAGAACAUGUAAAAUGUUUAAUGGGGAAAGUUAGAAAAGAAUUCUUUUGUAAAGUAAUACCAUGCUAAUUAUUGGCUUUUAGUACGUAAAGCCAUGGUUGCUUUAGCAAACCUCUGCUACCAUUUUGCGGGAGUCAACCAGGAACCUUGCACAGAGUUGACAACAUUGUGUUGACCAGAAUGAAAUGAAGAUAACCUAUUCCACUAGUUUAUCUCACCCCCUAAUUUUUCUCACUGGCAUAAAUUUUAAAUUCCUGAUUUGAUUUGUCAAUAAGAUCUUGGCUUACAUAUGCUCUGAUUUAUAGGUAGCAUCCAAAUUAUAUAGUAUAACCUAUUUUUCUAGCUUCAAAAUUUAGUAAUGCCCUAUUGAUGAAAUACCAUGUCUGUAUGUUUGCUAUAUAGUGUUAUCUGAUUAAAAAUCUCUAAAAAGAAUCCAAGCAUUCUAAGAAAAAGGUAAAUUUACUAUUGCAUGGUAGAGAAAUUUUUUCUUUCUUAAAUACAAUGUUACUAUAAGCUCACUAAACUGAAACUCUAUAUGACAAAAUAAAAUUAGAAAAAAAAAUUUGCCCUGGAGUUGUGAAUUAUAUACAACUUUUAAAGAAUUUACCCCAAUUACUCAAAAUUCCCAGGAAAUUACAAGGCCAAAGAAUAGUUAUUUGACUUCCUACACUGGUACGAAGGGGACAGGAGUGAAUUAACAUAGAGCUAUUUUGCUCUGAAUAAUAGCAGGUAAGGCUAAUAUUUUUAAAGCUACAGUAUACAUCUUCUUUUAACUCUGUAGAAUAUGUAAGAUUUUGAUAGUCUGUAGUAUGCCAAAAUGCAGAAAUAUAAAUAAAAUCAUUCAAAGGGAGUCCUUUCUUUUUCUACCACUUAGGGGGCUACAUUAAGGAUGGGUAAUCUUUCCAGAAAUAAAGUCAAAAGGUAGUUAUUAAAAUAUACUUGAGUAUGCCUGGGUCCAGUUGUAAAGAAUAGAAAAAAUUAUUAAUGAAUUAAUUAAGUACUUUAUUAAAGGAAAUGAUAUCUGACCACAGGAAACUUGUUUGUUGUUUUGAUAUGAAAUAUCCUCACCACAGGCCUUUUCUUAAAACACCUGAUAGCUUCCAGAGAUAUUUUUUAGGUUGUCUCGCAAACAACAAAAUAACUGUCUUUAAUAACUAUUGCUGUUAAGAUGUGCAGGUAGUUAAGAUUCCCCCAAUUUAGUUACAUUUGAACUCCUAAACACUGUUAAACAAUGCAAAAAACAAGAAAAAAAAUGGCAGUAUUAGUCAUCUAUCUUUCUAGGAAGAUACUUUCUAACUGAAUUUUUCUUCCAGAAUUGCACAUUCAUGGGAAAACAAGAAAAAUAGAAGUAUUAAUCAUCUAUCUUUCUGGGAAGAUACUUUCCAACCAUUUUUUUCCUUCCAGGAUUGAACAUUGAUGUUUUUAGUCCUAAAUUUGAAAAUUACCUUUUUAAGCCAUCAGCCAUUUUAGUAAUUAUUUAAAGGCAUGUCUCAAGCUUUGGGCAGAACUUCAUUCUUCUUUUUAGAUGUUUACUCUAAAUCAUAUAUAUCAUGUCAUAGACCAAGGAGAGAUAUGCAAAUCAUUUUAUAAGUGAUUGCUAUGAUUAGGAUUCAAGCUGAGUUUCAGAUCAACUUGUUCUUAACAAAAAGAAGACGAAAGAGAUAGUAAUUUAAUGUUAUGUAUAUAUGGUUUGAAAACAAAUCAUGUUUAUAAAAUAUCUAUCUGACUUUCUAGGGAGGUAGUCUUUAGGGGCAAAAAUUAGUGCAUUAUAAAUACUUUAUCAUUUAAUAUCAACCAAAAUACCAUCUCAAGCUAAUUCAGACACUGAAUUCCAGACAUACCUGCUAGGUAUUAUUUAUUUCUAAGCAUGUUGCCUGAUGUGAUUGCAUUUGCACUGAAAAAUUAAAAGAAAACAUAUAUAUUAUGAGUUAUUUAUAUAUCUUCAUCUAGACAUCUGUUCUAUAUUCGUGUAUAAAGUUUUUAGCAUCAUAAUUUUUAUUCAAGAAAAUGUUCUGAUGAAAUUUUAAUUAUAUGUCCUCAAAUUUUACAUUUUUACUCUAGUAAAUAGAUGUUUUUAGUUAUCUAUGCAAUUUAUUUCUGAAUUCAUACCAAUAUUUGAUUGUCAUGGUACAAAAUAUAUGAUACCCUUUGACUUUUGCUGGAGUUUAAAGGUUUUAUAAUCUUUAGCAUAAAUGCUUAUGACUGUUUUGGAAAGACAUUUAAAACCCAAAACAAACUUUUGAAAGUAUUUGCCACAUUUUCCCAUGCCUAUUUCAUAAAUUCCAACUUUUUUGAUGAUUUUUGGUAUUUUUAAGAUCCAUUGCACAUUGCACUAGAACACUGCAGUCCACAGUAGACUGCAACUCUCCAUGAAAUCAAAUCUGUCUUUCACUUCCAGAUUAUUCCACUAAGUUAGGACAAAACUUGAACAGAUCAACCUAUUAGCUAUCCAUCAGAUAACUUUAAAACAAUGUAUAAUCUUCUUUAAUUUUCUACAUUCUCUCCCCAAUUUAGCUGUAUUUGACUUACUAGACACUUGAUCAUCAAACUGAACCUAGUCUAACUUAUUUUUCUUUUGCUGUCUGUUUUACAAGCUUUUUAAAUAUUGAUCUCUGGUGGUGUUUAAAACAAGGUACUCUUCUUCAAGUUUCAAUAUAAGUUUUUGGAUCAUUUGGGUUCUAGUUUCUUGCUUGGUCAUCUGUUGGUUUUUUUAAGUUGAUUUGUAAUUCCCAAAGAGUUAUGCAUACAGCAAUAAAAUGAUUAAUAUGCCUCCCUUUUCUGAAUUGUGAGCAAGGGGGAGGUUUUAGACUGUAAGAAAUAAUUUCAAGUUAUCAAAUCUAGUUAUUAUUAUCAUCCUGUAUUGGAGGAGAUAUCAUUCUUUUAUUUUCACAAUGUUAAAAUAUGUUUUCAUUCUCCAUUUCUUAGAUAUCUUUUUUAAUGUGUACUGAGGAAGCUACUCUCUGGACCACUACUUACAGAUGCUAGAGCCCAGGCUUGACCAGGUGGUUAGCCCCACACGAAUGAACAGAUGAUAAAAAGUUUGCAUUUUUAGUUUUUAUUUGAUACUUGUAGCCUCUUUAUACUUUUACCUUUCUUUCUUUCAUACUCUGCAUUUUUUAUUUUUCCCUAUACCCUCAUUUUAUUUAUUUUAAAAUGUAUUUUCUUCUUUUUUGCCUUUAAAAUCAUACCCUUUCAUCUUCACUGGGAUGCAUCUCCUUCUGUUCUCCAAUGCCACUUCCAGACUAUUAUCAACUUCAUCUUGCACAAAAUCUUACCUCUUUCAGACUCAUAUGAUCCCUUCCCUCUCUUCUGUUUUUCAUAAUGUCUCUACUUUUAAUGAAGACUCCAAUAUCCUGGCCUAAACUCUUUUGUGACUUUCCCAACUUCUGAGAGUGUUCAUAGUAACUUAAACAUCCAAAUCGAUGAACCAACCAAGACCCAGAUUCUCAUUUCUAUACCUCCAUUUCUCCCCUCCACUCAGCUGCCAUUUUCUUGUCAUAACCUGGCAUUCUGCUACCUUGAAUGCCUCUGUUUCUGUCCCUGCAGGCUUUGACCAUUUCCGUCUCAUCUUUAAUUGGUUCACAUUAUUGUCAUUCCCCACACCAUCAAAGCUUCAAUGUGUUCCCUGUCAGCUUCACCUGUCUGUCUAAUCUAGCUUCAGGAGUCCAACUAGAGUCACCUCUUUGUCAAUGCAUUCAACCUCCUUGUCCUGCCCCCUCUCUCUCUCUCACCCCAGAACUUUUGCCUUCCAUCCCUAUCUGCACACAAACAGCUAAACAAAUUAUCCAAGUGAACUGACUUUUAAAUAUUAAGCACUCAAUCUCAAAGCUCACCAUAAUAUUAGAUACUUCUCAGGAAUCCUAUCUGCUUCUCUUAUAGAUGUCCCAUCUCAUCAUACUAGAUUGCUACUGUGCAUCUUCUCUGUUCUCAAACCUCCCACAAGCCCUCUUCCUUUCUCAUUCUUUGUGGAUGGUCUAAUCCUAUUGUUCAUUGAGCAAAACAAAAGUCAUCCAUUUUGAAUGCAUUCAUCUUCCUCUGCCAAACCUCCAUAUCUACCUGCACUCACACCCAUCUUCUCCUCCUUCCCAUGGGCUUAUUCCAUAGAGUUUGUGGCCUACUCAUAUGAAAACACAGUCCUCCAGUUCUGCUCAAAUCAAGGACUUUGCUUCUUCCCUAAUAGUCUCUUUCCUAUUCUUUUUCCUCUCUCUCUCUCUCUUUCUGUUUCCUCUCCUUCUCUCUUCUCUCUCUUUCUUUCUCUUUUCUGUGUCUUUCUCCCAUCUUUCCUGUCUCUCCACUCUCUCUUUUUAUCUCCUCUAUCUCUCAGUCUCUUUCUAUGUCCUCUAUCUACUCUCUCUCUCUUCUCUCUUCCUUCCCUUCCCUCUCUCUCCCCAGAACAUUUCCAUCUGCACCCCUCCUUGUGGCUAAUGCCUCAUUUGUUUGCUUGUUUUGUUAGUCUUCUUGAGGUUUAUGUACAGAUGCUGCCUUGUCUUUUUCAUGUCCCAUCAGACUUCAAAGUCCUCCUAUCUGUUUGUCAUAAUGGUCCUUACCAAGCGUGCCUAAGAUCUAUGCAUUGCAAGCACAAGGCCUACUUUUCUGCUCUCCCUCUUUCUUAAUCUCUGGGAAAAAGUCUUUAAAAAGGAACACUCUCUCUUCCUUGAAAAACUCUUGUGUCUUGGCUUGUGUAACACCAUUCUCUCCUGAUAUCUCCUGUAUUUCAUCAGCCAGUCUCACUCAUUCUUUUUCCCUUUUUACUCAUUUAUUCAAUCCAAAGUUUGGUCCCCAGCCCUCUUCUCUUAACACUUUACACCAACUCUAUGAGACCUCAUCAAGAUCCGUUUUUAUAUGUUCAAAAUUAAACUUAUAAUUUUACCUCCAGAGUUUCCCCAUUCCAAUAAUUAUUACCCCAUGUACCCAUUACUCAAGCCAGAAACUACUUUUUCUCCUCUCACUACCCACAUUUUAUUCAUUAGAAAGUUCUGUUUAUUUUAUAACCAAAAUAUAUAUUGACCCAUUUAGUAGUUUGUGUUAUUCCAUUAUGAAACUGCUAUGAAGAUACUAUCUAAGACUGGUUUAUUUAGAAAAGAAAGAGGUUUAACUGACUCACAGUUUUGCAUGGUGAGGAAGGCCUCAGGAAACUUACAAUCAUGGUGGAAGGCAAAGGGGAAGCAGGGACCUUCUUCACAUGGCAGCAGGAGAGAGAAGUGCAAGCAGGGGAAAGGCCAGAUGCUAAUAAAACCAUCAGUUGUCAUGAGAACUCAUUCACUAUCAUGAGAGCAGCAUGGGGGAAACUGCCCCCAUAAUCCAAUCACUUCUUUCUUUUGACACAUGGGGAUUAUAAUACAAGAUGCGAUUUGGGUGGGGACACAGAGCCAAAUCAUUUAAUAGUUUUAAUCCUUAUCUGUCACUACCCUAAUGGCAACUGCUUCCACAUCAGCCUUCUUCAAACAAUUUUCCAUAGAUGAACCUAUGUGACCUUCUAAAAUAUUAAUCAAGUUGAGUCAACCCCCCAUUUUAAAUUUUUCAAUGGAUUUCCAGUAAAUGUUCCAGAAAAGCCUGCAGGGAGCUGCCUGAUGUAUCAUUGAUCCACAGUGGAUGACAGUAACUUGCACUAUGGUUGUUGUCAUGGAAAAGUUGAAAAGAAAUGAAUUAAGAAUGUUUUGGGUUUUGCAAAUGAUAUUCACUCUGCAUGAACCAUUUGCCUCCUCACUUUUAUAUGGCAUUAUCCUUUCAUCCUUCAGGUAGCAAUUAAAAUAUUAUUUCUUUA
Callithrix jacchus (white-tufted-ear marmoset) is the source of this 10355-nucleotide messenger RNA. RefSeq names its product desmoglein 1 (gene DSG1). Gene Ontology annotation, molecular function: gamma-catenin binding; calcium ion binding. NCBI's taxonomy places the organism in Eukaryota, Metazoa, Chordata, Mammalia, Primates, Cebidae. Gene Ontology annotation, cellular component: desmosome; plasma membrane. Gene Ontology annotation, biological process: homophilic cell-cell adhesion. The record is from RefSeq and is a predicted model, not a curated record.